CAGCCGCCGGCUGUUGCGCAGCCGCCCGUCGGCGGUCACCUGUACCCCUUCGUGAUCGCGGCGGGAGCGGAGAGCGAGGGGCCGGAGGAGGAGGGCGAGGUGUCGGAGCUGCGGCCGUGGGGCAGGGAGAAGUUCCGGAGGAGCGCGUCGAGGGACAGGCUGGAUGAUAUCGUCCUGCUGACGAGGGAUAUCCAGGAAGGGGACACUCUGAACGCCAUCGCGCUUCAGUAUUGCUGCUCGGUUGCAGAUAUCAAGAGAGUUAACAAUCUUAUCAACGAUCAAGAUCUUUUUGCACUGAGGUCUAUCAAAAUUCCAGUGAAAAAGUUCAGUGUCUUGACGGAAACACAUGUCUCUCCAAAAGGAAGACCAGUCCUUCGGCCUGCUCACUGUACCCCUGAAGUGCAGGAAACAUCACCUUCUGAUAAAUUCUCUGCUAAUGAGACCGCUGGCAACUUCUUAAAAGAAGUGGAUCGAGAUAUAGAAGAACUAGUGAAGUGUAAUGAUACAAAGAGAGAGAAUCUUAAUGAAGUUGUUUCUGCCUUGGCAGCCCAACAGAUCUGCUUUGAAACUGAUGGUAAAACUAAAAAAUGCAAAGAUCCUUACUAUGGAGCAGAUUGGGGUAUAGGAUGGUGGACAGCUGUAGUGAUUAUGUUGAUUAUUGGCAUAGUAACUCCAGUUUUUUAUCUCCUGUAUUAUGAAGUUCUAGUGAAAGCAGAUGUCAGUCACCAUUCUACAAUGGAAUCUUCCCAUUUGUUUGUCACAGCAGCAUCGCAUCAGAAACAAAUAGAAAAUGGAAUAAAUCCAGCAAAUAUUAUAAAUGUUGAUAAUCAAGGAGACCUUCAGCCUUAACAAUGGAAAACCCCAGGCAACUGUUAUUCAUAGACACGUAACAUAGAAUUAGAUAAAGGGGAAACCACAGAAUGCAAACGUGCACAUGGAACACAGAGAAAAUGUGUACUGAUGUGUGACUUGCCUUUAUGGGCAGCGUUCCAGUUCAAGGGUAUUUCUGUGGAUCACGUGAUCUCUGAAUAUGCCUGAGACAGGUGAUUUUAAUGCGAGAUUGGGAUAUAAAUUAAGGUAUAAGAUUGUUUCUGAGGCUUUGCACUUUUUUCUAUUUU
This is a messenger RNA of Nipponia nippon (crested ibis), 1118 nucleotides long. Lineage: Eukaryota; Metazoa; Chordata; Aves; Pelecaniformes; Threskiornithidae. The record is from RefSeq and is a predicted model, not a curated record.